Stylophora pistillata is the source of this 2431-nucleotide messenger RNA. RefSeq names its product zinc finger protein 862. The record is from RefSeq and is a predicted model, not a curated record. Lineage: Eukaryota; Metazoa; Cnidaria; Anthozoa; Scleractinia; Pocilloporidae.
AAAUAAUUUAAAAUAUUUUAGAUAAAGAAUAAACGCUUUGUAUGUUGUCUGACAAUGACGUGCAAGAAACGGAAAUCGAUGAGGAGUACAUAUUUCCUCCGAAGAAACUCGCGAAAACGAAGAGGAAUUUUUACGCGUGUACUGGUACGUGACGUUCAUUAAUGCAAGUUUGCGUUGUCAAGUCACGCAUCACUGGCAUCCCUUCAAGGUACGUAAAUUGUUUUAUUUCUGCAUUUCUCAUAAAUAUUCAUCACUUAAUGAAAUGUAGCGCUUUCAUCGCAAUUUAUUAAACCAAAAUGGUCCUUUGUUUAUGAGGUGUGUCGCCUUUUCAUUUCAAAUACGCUUCAUUUAGCUUUCGUGAAUUCGAAGCAAAAUAAAUUUAACGCAGACAAUAAUUAAUCACUAUUUGAAAGGUCAAUUAUCUUCUUGACUUCUCGGCUUCUCACUGUUUUAGUUUAAACAGAUAUACUUUAACUAGGAACUACUUAUUCUCACCAAGCGAAAGCAUAAAAAAUAUUAUCUCGGGUCAAGCUAUAAACCGAAGUAAAGUGAUAAGCCGAUCGUGCGGGAUAAAAUUGCGAAAUAUUUUUGUGAUGUUCGUGUUUUUGUUCACCUUUGAUCUGUUUGAUUCUUGUGUUAAUAUCUUGAUGUGAAAUUCUUCCAGAUCGAUUCGAGUGUUGUUUUACAUUAAUAUUUAUUAGUAACGUGCCCGGUAUUGCCUGAGGGAUGAACGGGCGAAGAUACAACCACUUUGUUUGUUGCUGUUUGUCGCUGUUUGUCGCCAUGUGCUCGAUUGCAUAAUCAACGUGCCAUAUUUGGAACCAGUCGUGCCCAGUCUGUUUUGAGGCUGCAAGCGAACUUCCAGACUCUCUUUGGUUGUAAAGAAAAAACGAUGCCUAUUGGAGGUGUUGAUAAAUUAUAUCCUUGACUUCUUAUAUAAGUAAAGAUAUCAUUAUUAUUAUGCAUUACUUUUGCAGUGCAACAUCACAGUGUAGUUCUCGAACAUGAGCCAAAAGAGACAAUGUUCCAAACAGGCCGGGAUUCAGACAUUUUUCACCAAAAAACAACGGGUGUCAGAUGCAUCCACAUCUGCAGAUCUCACACAGUCUGAUGCACCACAAGCUGACUCUAAUGAUAGAUGUGCUCCGUUGCCUUACACAUCAGCAGAUAAUGUGGAAAAAGUUCCCUCAGUAGAAAAAAGUCCAUCUGCUGUGCCUGUAACAAACGUAAGCAAAAAACCAUUGGAUAAUCAAUCUAAAAUGCCUACACAAGAGAUGUUGGAAGACCUUUUUCCUGGAGAGAAAUCAAGAAUUCAUCACCACGAUAUCUGUGAUGCGGGUUGUACCUUCAGUAGAGAAGAGAUUUCCAGGCAGCUAGAAGCAAACAAGGGCAAGAAGAAAGAAAAGCUGUUUAAUCACGCAUGGCUAUGCAAAGCUGACAUUGCCUACUGUGCAGCAAGCGGAUACUGGUGGCCUGUGUUUGUAGAAGGUGAAGGGGUGUAUUGUAUCCUGUGCAAGAAGCACAAUGUCCACUCUACACAAAAUAAGCAAGAGAAAUUCUCUGCAGAGCCCUCAGUGAGGUUCAAGUCCUCGGCAUUGGUGGGGCAUCUCAACAGUAGAACACACAAUGAAGUUAUCCAACUUGAACACACACAGAGGGGAAGUAUUUUCCAGAGAGAAGUCAGCAACAGAAAAGCUGCGGAGGCAAAAACAAUUGAAUGCGUCAUGCGUAAUCUAUAUUUCCUGAUGAAAGAGGAGAUAUCGAAUAGGAAAGCAGCCCAUCUAAAUGAGCUUGUAGCGUUGCAAGGGGGUGAAGAGAUCAAGUACUUCCAACACAGAAGUCAACGAGUGCAAAAAGAAAUGAUGCUAGCAUUGGGAGAUGCGGUUUGUAACUCCUUUUUGCCAGAUGCUCAGGCCGCCAGAUGUUUUGGACUGCUCAUAGACGACCUUACAGAUAUUGCUGUUCAAGAGCAGAUGAUCUGCUUCAUCCAGUAUGUAGAUAAGAAAGCCUCUAAACACACCAAGUUCCUUUUUACAACUAACCUUUUGAGUGGCGAAAGCUCUAGUGCGAAUUCUCCGACCAUAAAGGCAGCUGUGCUUCAAGGUUUGGAAAAUAAAUCCCUAGACACCAGAAAGUUUGCCUCAGUCUGUACUGAUGGUGCAUCAGUAAUGACAGGAGAACAAAAUGGCUUGGCUGGACUUCUUCGCAGAGAUUUCCCUGCAAUUCUCACCUUUCAUUGCGUCUGUCAUAGACUAGCUUUGGCAACUGUUGAUACCAGUAAAGAAGACGAUGUGAAAUACAUCGACAACGUUCACAACUGCCUUAGGCAGGUCUGGCAGCUUCUUGAAAACUCGCCCAAGAAAAUGGCGACUUUCAUCAAGAUACAAGCCAACGUCAACACCGUACAACUAAGUGCAAAAGGGAAAAAGGC